This is a messenger RNA of Manis javanica (Malayan pangolin), 820 nucleotides long. RefSeq names its product C-X-C motif chemokine ligand 17 (gene CXCL17). NCBI's taxonomy places the organism in Eukaryota, Metazoa, Chordata, Mammalia, Pholidota, Manidae. The record is from RefSeq and is a predicted model, not a curated record. Gene Ontology annotation, biological process: positive regulation of monocyte chemotaxis; positive regulation of macrophage chemotaxis; macrophage chemotaxis.
UACCUAACAAGGCCAGUGUCACUUAGCUGUUCUUGUCCUUUGAUGGGAACACUGGCUUGGGAUUAAAGCGCACACCUCCAAGCCAAGUACCACAGCCUGAUCCAUCCCAAGAAGUUGGGAGCCGCUAACAGGACCUUCCACACUCUUCAGGAAAUUUACAGCAGCACCAGUAGUCACAAUGAAAGUUCUUAUCUCUUCCCUCCUUCUAUUUCUGCCACUAAUGCUGAUGUCUGUGGUCUCCAGCAAUCCAAAUCCAGCGGUGGCCAGAAGCCAUAGGGACCAACGCCAGGUUUCUGGGAGGUGGCUCCAGGAAGAUGGCCAAGAAUGUGAAUGCAAAGAUUGGUUCCUGAGAGCCCCUAAAAGAAAGCUCAUGACAGUGCCUGGGCUGCCAAAGAAGAAGUGUCCCUGUGAUCAUAUCAAAAGCAACAUGAAGAAAACUAGGCACCAAAGGUACCACAGGAAGCCAAACAAGCACUCCAGAGCCUGCCAGCAAUUUCUCAAACGAUGUCAGCUAGCAAGCUUUGCUCUGCCUAUAUAGAAGUGAGAGCUUACCCCCUCAAUGAAACAUUCGCAGUCAAGAAGGCAGUGAGCACACCUAGAGGAUGCUCCCCUCCCACCUCAAGCUCUCCCUCCCAGUUCCCACUCCAGCUUCUCAAAAACAUUUUUUUUACCCAAGAUUAUUCCUCCCUCUGUGCUUUCUUCUUUUGUGUCUUUGCUUAUGCCUUCCCUUCACCCAGGCUUGAGCUUAAUUACCUGAGAACCAGGAAACCCGUUUCCUGGCCGUUCCCAACUAUCUUAAAUACAAUCAGGCAAGCAGCAA